This is a messenger RNA of Racocetra persica, 195 nucleotides long. The record is from the annotation of a GenBank genome assembly. Lineage: Eukaryota; Fungi; Glomeromycota; Glomeromycetes; Diversisporales; Gigasporaceae.
AUAAAUAUGAUGUGAUCUAUAAUGUAACAAGUGUAUAUUUUAGUAAUAAUGAAGACUCAAAAUGUGAAAUUAAUAAAAAGUACUGCAAUGUACCUGAUGAUGAAAAGAGAACGAUAGACAACCAUCGGUGGGAUGAAUCGGAGAUUAAGAUUGAUCAAAUAUUGCUGACCUUGAGGAACGAUAUUGACAGUGGAA